Molecule: messenger RNA, 673 nt
Organism: Drosophila navojoa
Lineage: Eukaryota; Metazoa; Arthropoda; Insecta; Diptera; Drosophilidae
Biological process (GO): spermatogenesis; sperm DNA condensation
Source: RefSeq, a predicted model, not a curated record
UUUUAAAAAUUUUCUGUAGGUAUUAUAUCAAGGGAUAUAAUGGACGAGGAAGAGAAAAUGGAUGUAGACAUUGCAACAGGCUCUGGCUGCGAGCCUGAGCAGCUCAAUCAUCACGAUUCAAGAAUGAAAAACUUUAUUCAUGCGGCCAAAAUAUGGAAUCGAAUGCCAUUUUAUCAACGCGAAGCUUAUCGUAAUAUAUACGAUGAUGCAGAACACAGUCCUAGCUGUGUGAUGAUGGAUGUAAGCGAUUAUGACAGUCAAGACGAUUAUCCAAUGCAUGAUCCCAAUGCAGGGAAGGCUCCACGCUAUGCCAAAUGCGCCAAUAAACAAAGUGCUAAGCGCAAGAAGCCGAAAAAAUGGAUCAAACCGGGCCCCGUGACAAAUAAUGCUUAUCUGAACUUCGUGCGCACGGUUCGACGUAAAUAUUGCGGUCUGCAGCCUAAACAGCUAGUAAUACUCGCGGCAUACGAGUGGAGAAAUCUGAGCGACUCUAAAAAAGAAAAAUACCGUCGUCAGGCUUACGAGAUCAGUGCCAUUGAACGCGAAAAACGCCAAUCCAAUUACCAAAAGCUGCGACGCACGCAUUACCACCAUUAGCGCACCGUCUUCAAUUCCAUUUUAAAUGUGUAAAAUUUCCAAAUUUUCAGUGCAUUUUAAUCAUUAAAUGGGCUUA